AAGAGAGAGAGAAAGAUUAUUUCUACUGAAAAUAGAUAUGGCCGCCGAGCACUGCUGACGACCAGACAAGAGAAUAUUUUAUUUUAUAUUAUUGUUGAUUUUGUGGAAAUUAUGUGAUAUUAUCGAGCUCAGAGAGUGUACGGAAAGUUUCCCUAUGCAGUUAAUCCGCGGGAGUGAAAGAUGUCCACGCGAUCUCAGCUAACUAAGGAUCUAAACGAAAGUGUUAAAGCUCUUCUAGGGAAACAUGUCAAAAUAUUGCUCAAAAAUGUUGUUAGACUGGAAACCAAGGGGGAUAAAACUGAAAACCGAGUACUGGUUUUCUCCCCGUGCCGUCUAUUUCUCCUCACAGCCAAAGUCCCCACCAGGAUUGACUUCCACUUUCAUUACCUGGAAAUUCAAGCGAUUAGCAGUGUAAAAAGCAAUCAGCUUUGCCUAACCGUUAAUGACAAGGUGUAUUCAUUUUUAACGUAUGAAGAGCAGGGAAGCCAGGAAGUUGAUGCAAUGGUAGCUGCUCUUGCAACUGCCAUGAGAAACAUUUUUCCAACAGUACCCCUUCAGCACAUUGUCCGAAAAAUUGAAGUCCAGCCUCCGAAGCGCAUAUCACACCUUCAGGACGGAGAAAUUAUCCGUGGUGCUGAAGUGCGAGGCAUGGGUCCCUGUGGAGGCUUCAGCACACAAUAUGCUUGCAUGUGUGAUUUUCAUACAAUGCCUUACCGUGACGAAGUUGCCUGGGAUGUUGAUACUAUCUACCUUUCCCAUGACACACGAGAGCUGUCUUUAAAGGAUUUUGAUCAUCUUGAUCCAAAAGAUCUAGUGCCCAUCAUAAGUGCUUUGGAAUACAAUACUUGGUUUACAAAAGUAAGAGCAAGUAAUAUUUGCCUCACACGUGAAGCCCUUGAUCGUAUCCUGCAUGUUGUUAAAAAGUCACUGAGCAUUGAAGAGCUAUACCUGGACUCAAUUGGGGUGAAAGCUGACUUUGCUCAUAAGCUUUCCCUAGCAGUGAUAGCAAACACAAGUACUGCUCUUCAUACGUUGGAUCUUUCUAACAACAUGAUUGAAGAUAAAGGUAUCUGGAGUUUGUGUGGGAUCGUUGCCAAGUUAGCACCAGGUGCAUCCCAUUUGAGUGGUCCACUGGCAAAGGUUCCCAAGGGGCUGGUACAUUUAAACCUAUCAUACUGUGGGUUGACUUCAAAAGGUGUCAACCAGCUGGCAAAUGCUCUUGCAGUCAACAAGUUCAUGCCCAACACUCUUACUUACUUGAAUCUUUCAAACAAUAGUUUGAAAGAAGAUGUUACUAGUUUGUGCAAUUUUCUGGCUCAACCUAAUGUUAUCAAGCACCUGGAUAUCUCAAAGACCGAAACAACACUGGAAGCUGUCUUUGGAGCCCUUCUUCGAGGAUGUUCAACCAAUCUCGUUCACUUGAAUGUUUCUCACAAUUUAUUUUCCACCAAAAAACAUAAAGAAGUUCCAUUAUCUUUCAAACAGUUUUUCACUAGUACUCUUAUGCUGAAAUACUUGAAUAUGAGUUAUUGUAAACUUCCCCUUGAGGCGCUUAAGAAUCUCCUUCUGGGUUUGGCUUGCAAUGAGACAACAUCUGACAUGGAGUUGGAUAUGAGUUGCAAUAAUUUAGGAGCACAAGGAGCACAUGUUUUCGAAUCUUGUAUCCAUGGAGUGCGAUGCAUUGGAAGCUUGGAUAUUAGUGAUAAUAACAUGGAUGUUGACCUGGCUGGAGUAGUCACAGCAAUCAGCAAGAAUAAGUCUAUAAAACAUCUUAAUAUAGGACGCAAUAUGGCAAACAUGAAGGCUAAACACAUUGCUACUGUGAUGGAAGCGGUUGUUCAAAUGUUGCAGGAAGAAGAUUGUGUGCUGCAAACUUUAAAUAUAUCUGACUCCAAACUCAAAUCUGAUCUAUUUAACCUUAUAAAUGCCCUCGGGAGCAAUCAUUGCUUGCAGUCAAUUGACAUAAGUGGUAACAUGAUGGGUGAUGGUGGUGCUCGCUUACUGGCAAAGGCUCUGCAAAUUAAUUGCCGCCUUCGAAGCAUACAGUAUGAUCGGAACAACAUCACUUUGCCUGGAUAUUGUGAUUUGGCUUAUGCAUUGGAAAGCAACUACACUGUCAGGUACAUGCCAUUGCCACUGAUGGAUGUACUUCCUUGCAUGAAAGUGUCGGCUGAGCGCACAGAUGCUGUUAUGAAACGAAUUCAAGACAUUCUUCAUCGCAAUGUAUCUCCCAAGAAAUACAGUAAUGGUCAAGCCUUCAGACUACAACAAGGCUUUUUGUUGAGUUCCACUCAGCAAAUGGUGGACAGACUUGUUGUUCAAACUCAAGAAACCAUUAAAGUUCUUGCACAGAGUGCAGAUUCCACCCAAAAUAAUAAUCAGAUUAACCAUGCCACUGGUCUUAUCCAAGAUGCUGACAACUCUAAGCAGUUACUACCCCGUCUUCAAGAGGUGGUUCAAAGGAGACAUGACAUAAACAACCCUAUUGACAAGAAAUUACGCAGUAUUUCAGAAGACUUACACACAACUAUUGUGGAUCAUUUACAGGGAACUUUGGAGGCCAUGAUGAGAUGCGCCAAUGAACAGUGCCCAACUGUUCUUGAGGAAGAUAAAGUUCAGACAGAAAUUCGAAAAACAUGUAGGGAAAAGAACCAACUUGCACCAGAUUUUGUUCAGACUUGUGUAAUGGAACAGGCUGGAACUGAUAUUAUUAACAGAGUCAAUGAGUUGAACUUGGCAGCUGCAGCACAUAUGUCUGACCGCAUAACUGAUGAGGUCAUAGAAUCCUUGUCUCGUUGCUAUAAGGGCUUGGCUGGUGACAGUGGUGGAAGAAAGCGAGCUUCCACUCCAGAUGUCUUAAGGUCUCGAUCUCACAUCAGUUCUGAUUCAUCUCGACAGGACCUCGCAGAAGCUUUCCUUGACUCCCUUUCACCACAGCUAGAUGAGUCUCCUCUGAAGUUGGAAUAUUUGAAUCUUGCAACUCCACACCUCAUGAGCAAACGAAAGAGCCUCCACGGCCGUAAACUGCGACCCAAAUCUGUAGUCGACAGUGUAGAUGGACUGUCGGCUGAUGAUAUUCCAGAUCUUCUACCGUCACUCACCAAAAGUGCAGAAGUGUCUUCCGGUGUGGCAGAAUCCCUUGACUCCGUGGCGGAGCUUCCACGGUCUGUAGGCCAACAACUGCAACACUUAGUAAAGGGACGUCCCAAACGUGCUAAGACGAGAGCUCCUACAAGGCCUAUGUUGCGUCCAGCCGAUUCUACUGAUACCUCUGAUCUUGGUGAGGGAUUGGACACAUUCUUCCGACCAGGGUCAGUCACACCAACCACUCCCCUGGUAUCCCCAACGUCAGAUGACAGCAGCUCUCACACAUUUCCUAUUGAAAGUGAAGCUGAAUCGCUUGACAGUGAUAAAGAUCGCAGAAAUGGGGGUUUGGGUAUUUUGAAGGAUAAAGCAAUCAAGAGUUCACCAUUGUUAAAAGGAAAGACAAGUUUGCUGGACUCAAUGCCUCGUUCACCCGAUCUUCUGGAUAAGAACUCUCCGCUAGCUGGGCGGCGUCCACCCACAGCAGAGUCUCCACUUGUGAAAAGAGGCCAAGAUGCUUUAAACUCUGACACAACUAAGACUGAACUGAAAACUGCUGUCCCCAAACCACUGGCUGUUGAUGUUAAGGCUCGCCUCAAACCUGAUGAAAUCGUAGCUGAAAAACCAGCUUCACCGACAGCUGUGCCUUCUGUGCGACUACGCUCUACUGGCCUUGCUGACUCCCUUCGGUCACCCACUAAUGGAUUUCCUAAAACAAGCUCAUCCAUUGGCAAUGGCAUUGUACCACCUUCAGUUGAGACUGCUCCCAAAUCACCAAUUCUAAAAUCUAUAUCAAAGGAGUCUAAAAAUGAACUUUCAUCUAAAAUUAAAGGACCUCCACCAAUCGCUCCUAAACCACGGCCAUGGUCCAUGGGUGGAGACCGAAAGUCAGGUGAAUUCUCUGCAACAAGUGAUGGGUCUAGUCCUAAUACAUCAGCAGCUAAUACUCCAGAUUCAGGAGAUGCUCUUGACGAAUCAACUGACUCAGGCCUCAGCUCAGGAACUAGUGGCGCUGCUUCUAGUCUGGAAAAGAAAUCUGUCCGUGAACUAGCAGCUUCCCUAAAUAAAACGGAUCCUGAUGGAAAGAAGAAGUCAGAAGCAGGAGGUGAUGGUAGCACUGGCAGUCGUAGUGAGGAAGGCAGCCCCCAGCCCUUCCCCAGGUCUGUUCUUAGAAGAAGCCUUGGUAGACUUCCUCCUAUCCAUUCUGAGGGGAGCUUGGGUGAAAGCAUAUUAGCAAACUGGAAGAACCGUGCCAAACUUCGGACUGCUUAUGAGACUGAGCCUGGUGUGGAUGAUGUGGUCGAUGUUUAACCACAUUCAGCGAAGUCUAUGUUAAUCUCACUCUGUUAUUGCUCUUUAGCAAAUUGUUAAAAUUAAUUUUGAUUGGGACAAAAAUGCCAUAAUGCCAUCGCUGUUGACUUAUGAUAAUUCUUGACUUGUAUUAUGUAGGGUGUGAGUGUGUGUGAGUGUGUAUAAUGUGUAUGUCAUGUGUAUGUGAGUGAGAGUGAGGAUGUCUAGAAGAAUAUAUGCUUAAAGUAAGUGAAAUGAUUGUGUGUACAAGGACUAGUCUGGGGCUGUGUAUUUGUCAGUGAAGCAGGUUUUAUUAGCUGUCUCAUGCUCUGUUAAUAUUUGCCUUGGCAGUGAUAGCAGAUGCAUUAUAUCUGUAAAAGUAUGCUUUUUUUAUUAUUAUUAUUAUUAUUAUUAUUAUUAUUAUUAUUAUUAAAUUGAUGACUGUCAGAGUAUUAUAAUGUUUGAGUUUGUUCCUGCAUGAUUAUUUUCAGAAGCACUACCACCAAUUUAUUGUAUAAGAAUCAGUUACCAUUCUUUUCUUUACUCAAACUAUCCAUUCCAGGGACAUAUUUUCUCCAGCAUUUUAAUACACCGGUAGUUUGAGUAGCCAUUAUCCCUGUGUCUAGGAGUUAAUUCUAUGUAAUUGCUGAUGGUAAAAUCCAGGAAAGUAGGUUGAAGUUAUUGCUUUUGGGAUUGGGGCCACCCAUUUACCCAUAUGUUCCAGAGUAAUGGAGCAUGCAUUCUUUCACCAAAAAUUUCCAUUUUUAGUAUUAUUGUUACUCUGAGAAUGUUCGGGUCCCUCUUAACUACAAAGCCAUUAAAUCAAAUUUGUACUUUAACAUUGUCAUUCUAAUAAGUCAAGUCUUUGAUAAUAAUUAAGUAAUAUUUAUUUAGCUCACAAAACUAUAAAUGGCACCCAAACCUAGAAUUUUGUCUCUUUUGCCAAUAAAAAAAAAACAGUGAUAAUUGUUAUGUGGACAGAAGCCUUGUAAGUUAUUGUUAUUGUGCUGGUUUUUUUCUGAAUUAAAUAAUUGCUCUGUAAAAAUUUAAGUAAAAGACUUCUAGAUUAUAAUAUAAAAUCUUCAAAUUGUAGGGAGACUUUGAUUUUAAUGGGGCAAGUUGUCUUCAAUGAUUGAUUGCUCACAGCUGUAGUGUUGAAAUUUAGAGUUCAUGGUCAUCAAUUUCAUAUUUAUAGUGACAAACAUGUAUUCAAUUUUGUAAUAAAUUUGAUGGAAUAGUGAGAGAAGAGCAAUAACAAGACAGAAAGGAAGUGACCAAUUCUGUGGUUGAAAGAUUAUUAGGAAUGGAAUGAGUGAAACGGUCAGGCUUAGUAAUGUAUUGUGUUUAGAGCAGUUUGCGAGAGGGUUGGUGUAGCAGCAGUUUAUUAUUAUUAAAAUGUAUAACACUGAAAUUAUGAUAAAUUUCUGCACUUCUACAAUUUCAAGUUUGCUAUGUUCCUUGAUUUUGGGCCAUUAGCUCAUACAUUAUGCAACUUUACCAUUAUACAAUCACAGUUCUACUGCUCUUCUCAUUUUUUAUUAUUUUUAAUGAUUGGAAAAGAUCGUUUUGGUCUCAUCAUUUUUUGAUUUCAAUUCUGUGCAAUUUAUUUAUGUCUUCUCUUCUACUUCUUAUUCAUCAUCGCUGUUAGUACCAACUGUUAAUUGCUCCCAUUCCUUGCGUUCAUCCUUGUGCACUUUCCUUGCUCUUAAAGACUGGUUUCAUGUUAAGUCUCUGUUGUUGUUCAUUAACUAAAAGUCUAUCUACCUUUAUAAAUGAGAGCAUAGUGAAACAUGGAAAGAAAAAUUGUGCCAAAGGAUCAGGUGGCCAAUACUAUUUCAUGUACAAUAUUUACCUUUUAUUCAAUUGAAAAUAGUGGUAUUAGUAGCUUAUAGUUUGAACAAGGCGAUAAACACACUGGGUUUGAGUACUUUAGAGUAAUAGAGUACUUAAAAUUUUGAUCCAUUUCUCUUUCAGAAAUCAAAGCAGACUAAUGGCAAUCUUGACCAUUUCUGUAGAAAAAAAUAGUGUGAGUUGAAGAAUUCUGAGGUAAUCUCUUCAAUUCGGAGCAACUUUUACAUGGUAUCAUUGUUAUGAUGUCAGAAGUUGUUGGUAAAAUUUAUAGAGGCCAAUUCAUCCCUUUAUUAAAUAAUUUCACAUUCCUUUUAUCAUGUCUUACUUUUCUGUGAUUGCUCACUUUCAUUCUUUGAGAAAAAAUACUUGUUAGUCAAAUCUACCUACCACAGGAAAAACAACAAGAUAUCACUGGAGCUGUAUUUGUUAAAUGAUGAAAAACUAACGUUGCAUCAUCAAAACGCAGGCCUACUACAUUUUUAUUUUGUACCUCUGUGAUUUGCCCAGGCAAAUUUUUAAGUGACUUCCUGCUUUGGUUUAGCUGGGAUGUGAUUUGCUAGUUAUUGUUUACUGUUCCAAGUGCUCUGCAUUACAGCGCUUGUUUGUGCCAAAUAAUUUUUCCAUUAAAUUUAAUAUACAGAAAUGCUUUUUACACAUGUUUUGGUUUGCUCAAUGUAACAAUGAAAAAAGUUUUAAAGUAUUGCUUUCCUCUACUAAUAUCGUGACAUGGAUUUUGUGCAUCUACUGGGAUCAGGAAGCCUUGAUGUUCCACCUGGAUAUUAAACUGUUACCAAUUUUGCUAAGCUGCAUAGCCUCAUCAGAAUUAAAGUAGACAUUGUUGAAGUGUUUUUUCUUGCUUCCAUUAUUUUUGCUUCCUGUCCCAUUGAGGAAUUUUUUUUGUCUUUUUUUCUGUCUGUUGAGGAAUCAUUUGUUGCCAUUUCAAAACAGAUUUUUUUUUCUGUUUUAAAUUUACAAUUACCAGUCAUUCCACUAAUUAGCAGCUAAAACUGUAAAGUGCUGUUAGUUUGGAGGGCAUUUUCCUCGUAUCUCAAAACAAUAAAUGCAUACAGUACUUGA
Molecule: messenger RNA, 7302 nt
Organism: Thrips palmi
Lineage: Eukaryota; Metazoa; Arthropoda; Insecta; Thysanoptera; Thripidae
Gene: LRR
Product: F-actin-uncapping protein LRRC16A
Exons: 33
Coding region: 181-4395 (1404 amino acids)
Biological process (GO): regulation of Arp2/3 complex-mediated actin nucleation; cell migration
Cellular component (GO): plasma membrane; lamellipodium
Molecular function (GO): protein binding
Source: RefSeq, a predicted model, not a curated record